AUGGGUGGAUGUGUUAGUCAUGAACGCAAUAGUCAAAGUCAUCGUAGACGACGACGCCAUUCACGUUCAUCCCGAAAUAAUCCAACAACUGGUGGAACUGUUGGUCGAAAUAAACCAUUGAAUCGUUCAGCUUGUCGACCAAAAUGGAAAUCCGAUGUACCAAUUACAGAAAAUCAUUUACGUCGUAAACGCGAAGAAUAUUGGGAUACAGCUCCUGCGUUCGAUGGUCGCAAAGAAAUUUGGGAUGCUUUACGUGGUGCAUGUUAUGCAAUUGAACAAAAUGAUAUUGAUUUAGCACAAUCAAUUAUUAAUUGUGCUAAUAUAUCUCUUCCUCAUGGAACACUUCUUGAUUGUUAUGAUGAACUUGGUACACGUUAUCAAUUACCGAUUUAUGUUUUAUCAUCACCAACAAAUAUGAUUGAUGGUGAACAAUCAUCGAUUGAUUCUCGUGGUGAUUAUGAAUCAGGUGCAAGUGAUAUUGGUCUUGCAAUAACAGCAGCUACUGAUCGUGAACGUGAUUUUGGUGGUAAUCAAAGUUCAACAUCAUCAUCAUCAUCUUCAUCAACAAAUAAUCAAUAUUGUACAACAACAAAAUCUUCAACAGGACAUCAUAGCGGUCAUAAUCCAAUAGUACGUGAAAUAAAAAAACAUCGUCGAAAACAAAAAUUAAGUACAAAUACAGAUUCAGGAAAUGAUUCAUCAUCAACAAAUACUACAACAUCUCCAUCAAUUAUUAUUCAACAACAACAACCCAUAAAUAUCGAUCAAGAUAUUGAAAUUCCAAUUAAAUUUCGUUUAUCAAAUGGUAAAGAACAUCGAUUAUAUUGUAAACAAAAUGAAAGAAUACGAAAUAUAAAACGACGUUUAGCGAUGUUAGAAAAUGGAGUUAUUGAUUCCCAAACACAACGUUUAUUUUUCGGCGGAAAAUUAUUACGUGAUCGUUCAAUUAUCUACGAAGCUCGUUUACAACGUAAUUUUGUUGUACAAGUUAUUUUAACCGAUAAACCAAUUCCAACAACUACUGAUCAUUUACCAACUACUACUAAUAAUGAUUUAAAUUCAACAUCAAUUGAAGUAACUGAUUUAAAAUAA
This is a messenger RNA of Adineta steineri, 1092 nucleotides long. NCBI's taxonomy places the organism in Eukaryota, Metazoa, Rotifera, Eurotatoria, Adinetida, Adinetidae. The record is from the annotation of a GenBank genome assembly.